Messenger RNA from Physcomitrium patens, 2819 nucleotides. NCBI's taxonomy places the organism in Eukaryota, Viridiplantae, Streptophyta, Bryopsida, Funariales, Funariaceae. The record is from RefSeq and is a predicted model, not a curated record.
AAUCGGAUCCUGGUUUCAUGAAUGACUGCAGGUGGGUGCGCAGAUAUCUCAACUUUGACUCCCCGUGCAUCAAUGAAUCUCCUUGGAUGGCGAGGUGAUGAAUAUCUUUAACAGGGUGCUGGUCCAAUCUGUUGAUCUUGUUUUUGAUUGUAACCUGGUUUCGUGGAGAGUAACCACUGGCCGGAAGCCGCGGUGACUGCUUGAACGAGUUCUGCAGGAAGUGUGGGCGUUUUUUGCUACAAUCACGGCAUGAAGGACGAAGGAAGCGUGCUGUCUUGUUGUGCGGCUAGGAGAGGUUCUCUCUGCUGUGGUCACUCAAUUUGUGGAACUGUUGGUGGAUUCAAUUCCAGCUCACUGGCUGCAUUAGUGCCUGCGGAGGUUGGACAAUCUCCCUCGCAGCCUAGUGUUAGUAGCCUAGUGUUUUUCAUUAGUUUCGAGUUGGAAGAGGAGCAGUGGGGUCGUGGGCGAGAGAGGGAGGGGGGAGGGGGUGUCCGAUGGAGGGGAGGUUUCUUGCUGGAGCAAGCUUUGAGCUUGAUUAUUCAGCGCCAGCAUUUGCGCAGUGGAAGGGAGUGCAAGAUGGAGCCUUAUUACAAUCGUCGAGGGACGAAAGAUAUUGGCAGCGUGUGCGGCAUGACGCGAGGGAAUCAGACGAUGUUGCUCAUGUUGGCUAUGGUUGCGAGCAUGGCUGUCGUGCUUUUAUGGGAGUCGGCGCCAUUCUCUGCCUUCAACAAUGCUCAGUCACAGAUUCCAAAGAGUGGUGGCUAUGCUGGGAAAGAAACACUCAGAGUUUAUGACAGCCCCGAGAAAUCUAUCCCGAAAGAUGUUGCUUCCGAUCUGACGGAAAGCGAUACCACACCCGACUCUAUGGAGGAACAGGAGCCUCAGACUCUUGCUCAAGAAGACUCAUCGAAAGAACCCAGUGCGGCGGGGAGCACAAUUGCAGAAGAUGAUAGUAGCAGCGUACGCAACGGGAGCGUUGCAAUCGACGGGAAUUCUUUCGAUACCCCAGCCCGGGAGUCAGAGGAAGAGUCCUUGGCGGAGAAGGAGAAUGAUCUGGUUAGGUCAGAAAUCGAUGCGUGGAGCAAGGUGGAGACCCCAUCUCCGAAGAAAGACGACGACUGGCUAAUGCACAAUGGCACUGAGAAGCUCACUAAGUCGUCUGAGACAUCUGUAGACGCCCAGCAAGCAGACGGGAUGGUUUUGGAUCCAGCUAGCAUUGGUAGCCCGCCUACAUCGUCCGAGGAGACCCUUCUUGAACCAGAUGGAAUCAGUCAAGAGACCAACACUGACACUUCUCAUAAUGAGACGUCAGAGAAGCAGUGCGAUUACUCUGUUGGGAAAUGGGUCCGGGACGACACAAGGCCGCUUUAUUCUGGCCUGGAGUGCACCCUGUGGCUCUCCCCGGGUUUCUCUUGCCGGCUUCACGACCACCCCAACAAGCUUAUGGAUCGAUACCGGUGGCAGCCAGCGGGAUGCGAUAUGCCACCAUUCAAUGCCUCCCGCGUCCUGGAAACGCUGCGGAACAAAGUGAUAGCGUUCGUCGGAGACUCUCUUGGCCGUCAACAAUACCAGUCGAUCAUGUGUUUACUCACUCGGGGGAGGAAUGACACAGCCAUAACCGACAUCGGGUCAACGUUCGGCUUCUACACUCCUAAAGGGGAACGGAAGCCAAAUGGGUUUGCCCACAGAUUCGACGCAACCAACACAACGAUUAUUUUCAGAUGGACGGUGAGCCUUGGGGAGGUGCACCCACUCAACGUGACUGAUCCUCUGACCAGGAACGCGCUUCAUCUCGACCGCCCGGAAGAGUUUUUGAGAGACCACAUCGAUGAGUUAGACGUCGUGGUUCUGAACACGGGGCACCACUGGAACGGGGGUAAGAAGAAAUUGAACCGGUUCGAUUACUACUACCAGGGCAAUCCCAUCGACAUUGCGGUACCACUAGCUUACAACCUGACAGUACAUAGUAUAGUCCAAUGGGUGAGUGAGAGGAUCAAAAACACCCAAACGAUAGCCUACUACCGAUCCCUGUCACCUCGCCAUUUCCGCAACGGAGACUGGAACACAGGCGGCACAUGCGAUCAAAUCCGGUUCGAGAACGAAAAACAAGUGCAGGAGGGCAAUCGUCUGGACCCAAAUGCCGAGAGUGCAAUCAUCGGCACUGGUGUUGAUCUGCUCAACAUCACGUCUCUGUCCUUCGAAAGAGGUGAAACGCAUGUUUCCAAGUACGGUGGCGGCGUCGGUGGGCAAGAUUGCUUGCAUUGGUGCUUGCCCGGAGUGCCGGAUACCUGGAACGAAAUCCUUUUUGCCGAUCUCGCGAGGAAGUUCAAGAGUAGGGAGAGCUCCACCGUAGCGUAGUAGGAUGUGGCAGCUCUGCAUGCGGACCGAGCUUGCUCGCGGCGAAACCCUAAACCCUAGCCAGCAUUCUUUUGUAUAGUUUUUCCCAUUCCAUACCACACCAUCCCAUUUCAUUCAUCGCUGAUAAAACCCAAUUCAGCCGAGUUGCUAUUCUUCCGUAAUCACUCAGAUGUACUUAUAUCAACCCAUACAUUUAUUUUCCGACCUGAUUCACAACUCGUUUGCAUCACUUAUUAAUUCACUUACCCCUUGAGAUAAUACAGUUUUGUGUAUUAUUAAACCACUCGGGGUAUUCUAGAGUCCCUUUUAAUUAUCAUAUUUGUUCUAGUAUCUAUUAUUUAUUAUGCCAUCCAAGACAUGUCUCAAAGCCUCCCAGAGUAUAUGAGAUCUUGUCAGAUUGUUGUUCUAGUAUGGAGGUCACUCCAUACUCCUUUAAAUACAAACCUGUUCCUUAAUCCAAA